Molecule: messenger RNA, 3163 nt
Organism: Onychomys torridus (southern grasshopper mouse)
Lineage: Eukaryota; Metazoa; Chordata; Mammalia; Rodentia; Cricetidae
Gene: Mtg2
Product: mitochondrial ribosome associated GTPase 2
Exons: 7
Coding region: 36-1253 (405 amino acids)
Cellular component (GO): mitochondrion
Molecular function (GO): GTP binding; GTPase activity; magnesium ion binding
Source: RefSeq, a predicted model, not a curated record
UCCUUCUGUUUCCUGGGUGCUGAGAAUAAGGGACCAUGAUACCUACCAGACUUCUCUUGGCAAGGUUCUCGACUGUGUUGGGUAUUUCAAAGUGGGCUCCAUCCACAUGGGCUGCCCUGAAGCCCAGCCAGCUGCAUUCACUGCAGGCAUCAUCUAGAUUGUUCUCUCUGGGCAUUGUAGACCACGCUAAGCACCAAGAGGCCUCCGGAAAGAAGCUGCUAUCAGAGAAAAAACUGAAAAGACGUUUUGUGGAUCACCGGAGAGUACUAGUCCGGGGAGGAAAUGGAGGCUCCGGCAUGAGCUGUUUCCACAGUGAACCCCGCAAGGAGUUUGGAGGUCCUGAUGGUGGGGAUGGAGGAAAUGGUGGUCACAUCAUUCUGAGAGUUGACCAGCAGGUGAAGUCCUUGUCCUCGGUCUCGUCCCGGUAUCAGGGUCUCCACGGAGAAGAUGGCGGCAGUAAAAACUGCUUUGGGCGGAGUGCUGCUGCCCUCUACAUCCAGGUUCCUGUGGGUACCUUGGUGAAAGAGGGAGGUGAAGUUGUGGCUGACCUAUCUCACCCAGGAGACCAGUACAUUGCUGCACUGGGGGGUGCAGGAGGAAAAGGCAAUCGCUUUUUCCUGGCCAAUGACAACCGUGCCCCUGUAACUUGCACCCCUGGACAACCAGGUCAGGAGCGGGUCCUCUACCUGGAGCUCAAGACAGUGGCCCAUGCUGGGAUGGUUGGCUUCCCCAAUGCUGGGAAAUCUUCUCUCCUUCGAGCCAUUUCAAAUGCAAAACCUGCUGUAGCUUCCUACCCAUUCACCACCUUGAACCCUCACGUGGGGAUCGUUCACUAUGAAGGCCACCAACAGGUAGCAGUGGCAGACAUCCCAGGCAUCAUCCGAGGCGCACACCAGAACAAGGGCCUGGGGCUCAGCUUCCUCAGGCAUAUUGAACGCUGUCGCUUCUUCCUGUUUGUGGUAGAUCUUUCCUUGCCUGAGCCGUGGACUCAGGUUAAUGAUUUAAAAUAUGAACUAGAGAAGUAUGAAGAAGGCCUGUCUGAGAGGCCCCAUGUGAUCAUCGCAAAUAAGAUUGAUCUCCCACAGGCCAGAGCCCACCUGCCCCAGCUCCAGGCCUGCUUAGGACAGGAAGUCGUCGCCUUGUCAGCUCUGACUGGAGAGAACCUGGAGCAGCUGCUUCUGCACCUGAAGGUGCUGCACGAUGCUCACGUGGAGGCUGAGCUGGAGCAGGGCCGCCAGCCCUUCAGGUGGUAGUAGGCACAGGGCUGCAUGUCCACGGGCCUGUAUGGGGCAAGGGUGGCCAGCAGUCACUGGAAGCAAACACAAACUUAUUAUCAAGUGUGGGCAGCUUUGAACACCUGAGGGAAAGUACUUGGAAACAUUUGAGCAUGUGAGUGUUUUUGUUUUCCCACCAAUUUGGAGCACACUUCUGAAUUGCCCCCCACCCCCACCCCGGCCUAGGGAGAUGGGGUACUCCGUGCCACCUAACUGCCCCCACCCCCUGGCCUAGGGUGAUGGGGUACUCUGUACCACCUGGUACCUGAACUGCUCCCCAGUGCUUGGUACGCCUGUCACCCUUGCUGACUGGUUUGCUGAGGUUGACUCAUUUGUGCUAAUUAACACCUCAUUAGUAGGAGGACAGUGCUGCUGGCUGAAGGUAGCAAACACUGCUGCCAGGCGGCCUGGGCAAACGCAACAGAGCAGCAGAGCUUCGGCUGGGCUUCUCAUGCAUGGUGAUAUUUGCGACAGAGCAGCCCUUGGUUUCUUGUGGGGGUUGGGUCUGCCCACAGUCCCGCAGAGCCUUGUUGGUGCCAUCUACUGUGCUAGCAUGUCAGGGCGGCAGGGUGCAGUGGCCAUACUUUGUUCUCCAGUGCCAGCUGACUGAGGAAAACAGCGAGGGCCAGCUCCUUCCCUGUUGUUCCCAGAACAACGCUGUGCUGAGCUCUGUGGGGGCUGAACAUCAAGGCAGCCUUGAGCUUCACGACUGAAUGCACCCAAUAUCCGACCCAGGCACGCAGCCUCUGGCUGUGCAUCAGGGAUGCACCAGCAAGUUGUCAACCAAAGAGGAUGUGAACCUUGAUUUCUGGCAUUAUUUCUGAUAGGUGGCCUCAGCUCAGCAGGGUAUAUGAAAGAAUGGCAGGGUACCUAUCCCUGGUGACAGGCACUGCCACCACUCUGCCCUGCCCUAACCAAAGGCUCACCGAGACUCACCUGACCUGUGAGUCAAUACCAACCUUUUUCCCCAGCAAGGAAGGACCACUUUACUCCUCCCAGCACUGCACUUUGGAGGGUGACCCCAGGUGGUACAGGGUAGGGACCAUAUGUCCCAGAAUGUUCCCCCAGGGAAGCUCGUACCUUAGUGUGGCCUUGAGGGCCUUAGAAGUGCAAUGAGGAGACAGAUGGAAACAAGAAGCCCCAUCUUUUGAGGAGACCUGCCCUAGAGUGAGGUUAGUCAUGCUUCUGGCACAUGGACUAGUGUCCCUCUGUGUGUUGGGGUGGGGCUGCUUCAACAGCAAGCUCGCCCUCAGCUUUCAGGAGCAAUUCUGUUUUGAUCUGCAGCUGGAACACAGGGUCCUUUUCUGUGAAGCUUUAUUCUAAUAUCUUAUAAUUUCAAAGGCCCUGGCGUUCUGGAGGCCAGGGCGGGUCUCGUGUCUGUGGCUUUCUCUUUCAGGCCACCGAAAAGGGUUUUGUAGUCAGGCCAGGGCUGAGAGCAUUAAUUAUCCACCACUGGCUUUCAUCUUUGUGGCCGCUGUGCUCUAGAGACCUCAGAAUGCCUCUCUAGGGCCUGGAGGUGGGCUGACCCCUCAGAGCUGUCAUGUGUCCUGGAACCACCAGCAGUCCUUGGCCCAGACUCAGUCAUACAGGCUACUGAGGUAGUCUUGCUGACACCAGAGAGCCAGCUCCAGGACCAUACCCCAGAGCAUGUUUGCUCAUCAUCCUGGGACCACCAGAGGAGGGUUGUUUCUGAAGCUGGUUUCCUCCCCAGCUGGUGUUCUUGGAGAGAAGACUGACUUAGUCUCUGCACAAAGGCACCUGGUCUGUCAUUGGUUCAGGGAUGAGUGUUUGCAGGUCAUAAAGAAGCUCAUUUAAAGUCACGCUAUUGUUGCAUGCACAUGUACGUGUAGGGGAAACACCCACACACAAAAUAACUGGGGGGGGGGGGG